This is a messenger RNA of Oppiella nova, 882 nucleotides long. NCBI's taxonomy places the organism in Eukaryota, Metazoa, Arthropoda, Arachnida, Sarcoptiformes, Oppiidae. The record is from the annotation of a GenBank genome assembly.
AUGAGGAGAAACGGUGACUGCAAUGCAUCGGAAACGGCUGAGGAAUAUGCAAUUCUGUUGACAUUGAUUAAUGAGUACACGGAUUGGACGCGUCCAGUGGAACAUCCCAUCAAUUUAUUGGACUCUUUGCUCGAUAUAAUGAGCGAUGCAUUAGUGGUCGCACCCGUCAUAGAAACCGGUGAUUUGCAUUCCCGGCCACUCAUGCCUACGAAGCCAUAUCACAGACUGUCGUCAAGUGCCAGGCCUCAGACGAGAGGCAAAACAUUUUUCUACGUCUUCGUACAUCAGAGCGAAGAGGGCUCGAAGUUUCACCAGAGGUUGGGCUGCGCUCACGGCGAAGAGUUGGCCUACAUGUUCGGCGCACCCCUAUCUCAGCACCUAUUGGGCAAAUCUAUGGCACAGUUCGCUCAGAACUACAGCCGCACUGAAACACAGCACAGGGCCGGCACAGAGCACAGGCACUACACUAUACGGCCACAAAAAACAGUGAUUGAGUCUUCCGAUAAUAAUCAGAAUUAUUUGAAUCACAUUCUGCUUAAUCUCAAAGAAGUGUUGUGCGCCAGUGGUGUAGACACAGCACAGGGCCGGUACAGAGCACAGGCACUACACUAUACGGCCACAAAAAACAGGGCUCAAUAUAACCAUCCCUUUCCCACUCGAUGCCUAUCCCCGCGAUUCCCGAGUCGAUUGCAAACACUUAUUCUCAUUCUAUUCUCGUUUGCUUUACUCUGCCCUCAGAUUCUCAUUGAUCCAAACCUAUGGCCCACAGAAUUGGAUACAAAUGGAGACCGAACUAAAGGCAGGUUUGAGAGUGUUUUGUGGCCACAAUACGAGCCCACACAACGCAAGUACCUCAUGCUAGAAAAUUGCCAGAAUAAUUGA